This is a messenger RNA of Nymphalis io (European peacock), 1899 nucleotides long. RefSeq names its product protein prenyltransferase alpha subunit repeat-containing protein 1 (gene temp). Gene Ontology annotation, biological process: protein prenylation. The transcript is spliced from 3 exons. Bases 160 to 1500 code for a protein of 446 amino acids. The record is from RefSeq and is a predicted model, not a curated record. Gene Ontology annotation, molecular function: protein prenyltransferase activity. Gene Ontology annotation, cellular component: cytoplasm. Lineage: Eukaryota; Metazoa; Arthropoda; Insecta; Lepidoptera; Nymphalidae.
AUUAGUCUAUAAAUGUUUAUGGAAUGUAUAAAAAAAUAAUAAACAUACGAAAGUCAAGUGAAAAUGGGUUAGGAUAUAUUUUUAAGCAUCUCUUAAAUCUUUACUAAUAAUUAAGGUUAUCAUUAUUUUAGUAGUAGUUCUUAAAAGACAAGCUACACAAUGGAAGACGAUAAGUUUGCUUUAGUGGAGAAAAUAAUAAAAGACGUACACAAUGUUUUGGCCAAAAUUGCUGAUUUGUAUGCCUUUGAUGUGGUUCCUAUGGAUAUAAAUUUUCAAAAUAAAUCUCCUGUCCUACAUUUGGAAAACUGCUUAGGCUUAGAGUCUUGGUGUGUUAAGCAUGUUUAUAUGUAUUGUUAUUCGGAACUUAUGGAUAAAUAUAGUUCUAAGUCAAAACGCAAGUCUAAGAAGAUCUCAAAUAUAGAUUCUGAUCGCUUGAUCAGGUUGCUGAAUGUGACAAUUUUACUUAAUCCAGAAAUCAAUUCUUUAUGGAACAAAAGACGUGAUUUGGUGCUUGGACUCUUGUUAGAUAAGACUAGCGAAUUGCAUUUUAUAAGGCUUGUUUUGUCAAGAAAACCUAAGUGUAAUGAAGCAUUUGUAUAUCGAAGAUGGCUUCUGGAAUCAAUUUUUCAGGAUGAGAACUAUGAAAGGAAUAGCAUUGAACAUAUAAUUAACGAUGAAUUAAUUAUUUGUGAUUUAGCUUCAGAUAAGAGUCCAAAUAACUAUCAUAGUUGGAAUCAUCGGAUGUGGUUGUUAAAUAAACUAAAAACAAUCUCAACAUAUUAUGAUCCCAAUGCUCUUUACAUUAAAGAAUACAAUUCUUCAGAAAAAUGGACAUCAAAACAUGUAUCAGACUUCAGCUGCUUUCACUAUCAUCAAUAUUGUAUUAAAAAUCUGUAUAAUCUUUGUAACAACUCUUGGAAAAGUCUUGAAAAAACUUUAAAUAUUAAUUUAAGAAAGAAUCUUGUUAGAGUUCUGGCAUCAAACUUUCCAAAGGAUGUAACGAUUCAAGCUUCAGAGGAAAAUUUACUUGGCUACUCAGAGGAAAAUCUGAUGAACCUCCUUCUUUCUUAUUCAAAUAAAAUUUGUAACUGUAAUGUGAAUUAUGUGCAGAUGUGUAAAAAAAUCGAAAUAUUAUUUCAUGCAUUGGUAUUGAAUAAUGAGUUGAUACAUUUUUAUAAAUAUCACGAGACUCUCUGGUAUCACAGAAGAUUCAUUUUGCAUGAAAUUAUUGUGAUAAUGUAUGACCAUUUUGGUCUUGUCAGACAUAAUGGUGCACUAGUAAAGAAAAAUUGCAAAAUUUGCAACUUUGAUGAUAUAAGGCAAAAGCAAGCUAAAAUUGGAAGGUACGAUACAAACCAUAUUUACUCGAGUGUAUUGUUUAAAGUAAUUCUCUCACAUGAAAAGCAAUUUAUUGAAGAAAGACGAAAAGAUGGGGACGCCAAUGCAGAUAGACAUGAGAAAUAUUUAAAGUUUGUUGAAGGUUUUAACAAUGUCAUGUAAAAUGCAUUUGUGAGUGUUUUGAUAUAAUACUGCAGUAGCAAUCAUUUUGACGUAUUUAAUAGUUCCAUAAUACAAAAAAAUAUUUACCAUUUUUCCAAUUUUCUAUUAUAAAAAGAUUAUAUUAUAGUCAUGUAAGAAAAAUAUACUUAAUAUUUGAGUCUAAUAUAUAGUCACAUUUUAGUUUUUUAAUUUUAAGUGUAUAGAAAAGACAGACUUGGAAAGCAAUGAAUGAUAGAUGAAGAGAUAUCACAUUAUGUGUUAGAAUCCUGCUGGGUAUGAUAAUUGUGUUAUUUAAUUACAAAAAGUAAUUUGUAUUAAAUUUUAUUGCUGUAAUAUAGUUGUGUAUGUUCUUAUGUUUUAAUGGGUGUAUUUUAUUUAAAAUAAUAGACAUUUCUAGAA